AGCGUCCGCGGCAGGGAGAAACGCUCGGUCCGCGCUUGGUCUCAUUCUAACGGCUCACAGUCGCCGCAGCGGGUCUCUCUGGUCCCCCGGGCCUGUGUCGGCGUCUCCGCUGAGAGGGAACGGGAUGGCUAAGUCGGCGAUGUGGUCGGUGACAGUGAGUCUGGUCGUGGCCGUCGCUGUGUCUCAAGUGAGCGGCAGGAGAGUCGCCAACGCGCGGAUUUUGGGUUUUGACUGGAAGAACUGCGGGCAGCCUGAUCUUCCAGCCGUGCUGAAAACUCUGACCCUGUCUCCAGACCCCAUCGCCAUACCAGGGGACCUGAUGGCCUCCGCCUCUGGGUCCACAUCUGUUGAACUGGCCGCACCCCUGGCUUUGAAUGUGACCCUGGAGAAGGAGGUGGCCGGUUUCUGGGUGAAGGUCCCCUGUGUGGAGGAGUUGGGCAGUUGUCACUAUCAGGACGCCUGCGAUCUUCUGAACCAGCUGAUCCCACCUGGUCGGGACUGUCCUGAGCCGCUGCACACCUACGGACUGCCCUGCCGCUGCCCCUUCAAAGCUGGCUCCUACUCUCUCCCCCAGUCAGACUUCUACCUGCCCUACAUGGAUCUGCCCUACUGGCUGACUAACGGGAACUAUCGGGUCCAGGGAGUCCUGGGCAGCCAGGGCAAGGAGCUGGGCUGCCUCAAGCUCGCUCUCUCCGUUCAGUCCAGCCGAACGACACCAAACAGUCUGGAGGUUUGAGGUUUUGGUUCAUCUGCACGUUAAAGUGAUUGAUUGAAAAUUGGGAAGCAAAAGCAGGAGUUGCACAAAGUCCCGGGGCUGAUAAACCACGCAGAGGUCUGUAGAAAAGUUUUACUGUCAGAUGACAGUGAGAAAAAAGAAGAUCACAGACGUGUUAUACAUUAACUAGCAGGCAAAACCACAACAGGCCAAACAGCACAUUAAAUUCAAACAGAGUUUAUAGAAUCCUUUAACAAUGCAAACAAACGCCCUCUGUGCAGACACAAAAACUUCCGGUCUUCACUCAAAAUCACGGCUGCUUUUUGCACGAAAGUGAAGCUUUUCCGUUUGUUAAGAUCCAUCUGAGCCAUCGAGCCACAGCAUCUCAAGGUGCCAUUUCGUAAGCAUAAUGAGACGCAAGGAUGUUUCGAAUGAUGAGAUUUCAUUGCAAUUGAGAAAAAGUGACGGUAAUUCUUGAUCGGCAGAUAAGAAUUUCAUUUUUAGUUUCUGUUCUCCAUUUUCUCCAUUUUCUGUUCUCCAAAAAACAGAAGAGAAUUUUCCUGUUUCUCAGGAGUCUUUUUUCUCAUACUUCUGCGAUGAAGAAGCGAAAAUGUCCUUUAUUUCUUCGGCAUAGUCCUCAGUCUCUUUGCUUGUAGGUUAAACACGGUUUGACAUCACAAUCAGAAACAACAUCCCUUUGUCAUUUUUUUCCAAAUAGGGCAAACGAUGUUUAUGUAUAAUGUAUAUACAGCAGGUACACUCAGUUCUAUGCAACCUUAUUCACAGGGAGAGAGUUCUGUAGAUAUGAUUUGGAUCAUAAAGCUCGGAGGAAUCUGAUCCUUUCACCAGCAGCACGUUGCUCCUUUAUUAACCGAGGGAACAGUUUGUCACUGUGUGAAUUAACAGCGAGUGCUACUGCUGCUGCUGCUGCUGUGUGUGUGUGUGUGUGUGUGUGUGUGUGUGUGUGUGUGUGUGUGUGUGUGUGUGUGUGUGUGUGUGUGUGUGUGUGUGCGCGUGCGCGUGUGUCUUCUCUGCCACUUUCUUUCGCGCAGGGAUAUUUUAUCUCACGUCGACACUCUGAGGAACACAACAAAUAUUGAAAACUUUGAGCUGCUCUCGACACGUUGUCCGAUUCACACAAGCAAAAUUUAAAACCUUUAUUCAUCCUGUGAAAAUAGGCAGGAAACCGGUCUCUUGGUGGAAACCACCACGGUUCCGUUUCAUUUCUGUUCAUCCACAGAAAAAAAGAAAGUACAUCAGCAAUAUUUGUCUGAGUUUUUCAGAUUAAUGGGGAAAUGUUGCCAAUAACCCUGAGGAAGCUCCUCAAACGAACUUAUGGGGUCAAAGACUUUGAAUUGAAUGUUUGGCUUUUUUUGAACAUUUGGUUUCUCCAUUUAAUUCAAUGGAAAAACAAAUGAAGCUUCUGCUAGCAGUUCUGUGUAUUUUGUGAUGAAAUGCUCUUUCGCUUUGUUUUACAUAAUAACACCCUUCACACACUCCUUCGUGCUUUUUCAUCUGUGAGCGAAGCUGCCAGUUGUUUUAAGAAAAGUGCUUUGGGUUCUUUGCUUCAAUCGCUACAUCCAUUACGUUCGGGGAAGGGGUUUUUGAUUAUCGGGUGGAAAUCGGAAUUAUGGUACUUUUAUCUUCAAUGAAUUUGACUGUGAUUUUCUUUUUCAAUUUCCUCCAUCUGUUUUUUUUUUUUUUUUUUUUUUUACUGAGUGCCUGAUUAGGUUUUUUGGAGAAUUACUAUACAGUAUCUAGAAGUAGCAGCGAAAUGACGAAGAGAUAAAAAUAAAAUCAUUAAACAGCGAUAGAGAGAGAAUUGAUACGUGGGAGUUAAGUUUGAUAUUAGUUAAUUAUGACUUUAAUUUGCCUGAAGGUUUCAUUUGUUUUGUACCACGCUAAUGACAUUUGAUAAUGAAAUCAUGCUUGUAAUUCAUUACACACAGUGUACAGUUUUUAAUAAAC
Molecule: messenger RNA, 2683 nt
Organism: Xiphias gladius (swordfish)
Lineage: Eukaryota; Metazoa; Chordata; Actinopteri; Istiophoriformes; Xiphiidae
Gene: gm2a
Product: GM2 ganglioside activator
Exons: 4
Coding region: 125-736 (203 amino acids)
Biological process (GO): ganglioside catabolic process; lipid transport
Cellular component (GO): cytoplasmic side of plasma membrane
Molecular function (GO): enzyme activator activity; lipid carrier activity
Source: RefSeq, a predicted model, not a curated record